This is a messenger RNA of Rhagoletis zephyria (snowberry fruit fly), 2294 nucleotides long. Lineage: Eukaryota; Metazoa; Arthropoda; Insecta; Diptera; Tephritidae. The record is from RefSeq and is a predicted model, not a curated record.
UUCUCUGCGCAAAAAAUUUGAUCAAGAGGGACUUUUUCAGUUUGCCCGAUCCCUUCUGCAAGAUCUCUGUCGACGGUGGCCAGUUUAGCUGUGGACAGCAGUGCUACUCGACGGAGCCGUGCAAGGACACACUUAGUCCAAAGUGGAACAAGCACUUUGAUCUAUACCUCGGCAAGAACGACUGCCUGACGAUCUCUGUCUGGAACCAGAAGAAGGUGCACAAGAAGCAGGGCGCCGGUUUUCUCGGCUGCGUCAAAAUACUGCCCAGCUUGAUACACAGUCUCAAGGAUACUAGCUGUAAGUACAACUUCAAGGAAAGAAAAAGGCGACGUUUAACCCGAAAGAAACAGAGUGAAUGCAGGCCAGACAGCAGUUUGAACUCUCCAAAGACAACUGACAUUUGCGCGGAGAUGAUGGAUGAAUUACGCGGCGCGGUGCUCUCCGCCAUGUCCACCUCAAACUCCAAUGGAAGUGAGGUGAACUUGGAGACAUCAUCCGCUUCGCCGCCUCUGCCGCCCAUGCCCGAUGGCUAUCAGAUGCGCACCACCGACCAGGGCCAGGUGUACUUUGUGCACCCUGAAUCGUCGGCCACUUCGUGGAUCGACCCUCGCGUGCCCAAGGAGCUGCUCCAUCUGAACGACCGUUCACACCUCAACCUCGACCAGCUGGUCGGGCCGUUGGGCAGCGGUUGGGAGGUGAGGCACACCGGGGCCGGUCGGCGGUACUACGUCGAUCACCUCAAGCGGACGACGCAGUUUACCGACCCGCGACUGGUCGCCCACUCUGCGGCCAUUCUCGCACUGCUCAAGUCCAUUGGAGAGUCUGCUGCGAACUCAGGUAGUGGUCAUCACCAUCACCACCACCACCAUCACCACAGUCACCACAGUCAUCAUUCGAGUCAGCAACAGGGUCGCUCGCAGUCGAGUGGAAACUUGCAGAAUCUAAGCGAGCAGCAGCAGCAGCAAACGACCACUAAGGCAAAGUAUAGUGCCAGCAACAGUGCCAACUCCACCACCACCACCUCUUCAGCUUCAGUUUCAGCUUCCUCGACCACUCUGCUGGACAACUACAGUCUGCAGGCGCUGAAACGAGGCAUCUCACUGCUGCCCGCCAGUCAGCAGGCCAAGCGGCGCAGUCUGGUGCAGAAGAUGAGCCUCCUCCGCCAGGAGCUGGCCGCCUUUCAGCCCGCCUCGGGCCACUGUCGCAUUGAGGUGUCGCGGGAGGACAUCUUUGAGGACAGCUACCGGGCCAUACUGAAGAUGCGCCCGAAGGACCUGCGAAAACGACUGAUGAUCAAGUUUAGAGGGGAGGAGGGUCUCGACUAUGGAGGCAUUGCCAGGGAGUGGCUGUACCUGCUCUCACAUGAGAUGCUCAAUCCGUACUAUGGACUCUUUCAGUAUACGAGGGAUGAUAUCUACACGCUGCAGAUCAACCCUGAUUCAGCUAUUAAUCCGGACCACCUCUCCUACUUUCACUUUGUCGGUCGCGUCAUUGGCAUUGCCGUCUUUCACGGGCACUACAUUGACGGCGGCUUUACGCUGCCCUUCUACAAGAUGCUGCUCAGCAAGCCGAUCACCCUCGAGGACAUUGAGUCGGUCGACCCGGAGCUGUACCGCAGUCUGCAGUGGAUGCUUGACAACGACAUCUCCGCCCUGGAGGACAUCACCUUCAGCGUGAAUCACGACGCUUUUGGGCAGAUCACAGUGAAGGAGCUGAAGCCAGCGGGCAAGGAUCUGCCGGUUACGGAAGCGAACAAACGCGAGUACGUCCAACUGUACGUCAACUACCGCUUCACGCACGGCAUUGAACAGCAGUUUCGAGCGCUGCAGAAGGGAUUCACUGAACUGCUUCCACAGCACCUACUGGCCGCCUUUGACGAGAAGGAGCUGGAGCUGAAGGAGCUGGAGCUGGUCAUUGGCGGACUGGGUCAGAUUGACCUGGCCGACUGGAAGCAACACACACGGCUGAAACACUGCACUCGGGAGACUCCGAUUGUGGAGUGGUUCUGGCGGGCGGUGGAGACCUUCUCGGAGGAACGACGAGCACGGCUGCUGCAGUUUGUCACCGGCAGCUCGAGGGUGCCCCUGCAGGGGUUCAAAGCUCUGCAGGGCUCUACUGGCGCCGCCGGUCCUCGCCUCUUCACCAUCCACCUCAUUGACGCGGACGUGAACAACCUGCCAAAGGCGCACACCUGCUUCAAUCGCAUCGACAUUCCACCGUACACCAGCUAUGAAAAGCUGCUGGAGAAGCUGACGCAGGCCAUUGAGGAGACCUGUGGCUUUGCCGUUGAGUGA